CUGCCUUUUAAAGCAAACCGACACAGCAUGCCAUUCCCCACUCGGCCAGAGGACGGGACACGGUGAGGAGUUGCUGUGUCGCUCAUUCUACCCCCCUCUCCUAUCGUCACCCCCAUUGUCCUUGUUGUUUAGUUGCCUGUUUAUUUGUUCGUUUACACGGUUAGCUAGUUUCAGUCAUGUAUCGUUAUUUCGGGGAGCUGCUGAGCCGCUCUGCGGGUAGUGCCCUGGCCUCCGGGUGCGUGGACUCCGCUCUCCCGGUGUCCUCGUCCCUGAUGCGGGUCCGUCACUAUGCCGACGCAGCCGACAAGCCCGACGACCCCAAUUUCUUUAGGAUGGUCGAAGGCUUCUUCGACCGCGGCGCCGCCAUCGUGGAGGACAAGCUGGUGGAGGAUCUGAAGACCAGGGAGAGCCCCGAGCAGAAGAGGAACCGUGUGAGGGGCAUCCUGCGCAUCAUCAAGCCCUGCAACCACGUCCUGAGCGUGUCUUUCCCCAUCAAGAGGGAUAACGGAGAGUGGGAGGUGGUGGAGGGGUACCGCGCCCAGCACAGCCAGCACAGGACACCAUGCAAAGGAGGUAUCCGUUACAGUACAGAUGUGUCUGUGGAUGAGGUGAAAGCCCUGGCUUCUCUGAUGACCUACAAGUGUGCUGUUGUUGAUGUGCCAUUUGGGGGAGCCAAAGCUGGAGUCAAGAUCAACCCUAGGAAUUACUCUGAUAAUGAGCUGGAGAAGAUUACCAGGAGAUUCACCAUUGAGCUCGCCAAGAAGGGUUUCAUUGGACCUGGCAUCGAUGUCCCAGCUCCAGACAUGAGCACAGGAGAGAGGGAAAUGUCCUGGAUUGCCGACACAUACGCCAACACCAUUGCACACACUGACAUCAAUGCCCAUGCGUGUGUGACAGGAAAGCCCAUCAGCCAGGGAGGAAUCCAUGGACGUAUCUCAGCCACAGGUCGUGGAGUUUUCCACGGCAUCGAGAACUUCAUUAACGAGGCGUCCUACAUGAGCAUGCUGGGCCUGACCCCCGGCUUCCAGGACAAGACCUUCAUUGUCCAGGGCUUUGGUAAUGUGGGUCUCCACUCCAUGAGGUACCUGCACAGGUUCGGCGCCAAGUGUGUGGGUGUUGGUGAGAUUGAUGGAGCCAUCUACAACCCAGAGGGCAUCGACCCCAAACAGCUGGAGGACUACAAACUGCAACACGGCACCAUUGUUGGCUUCCCGGGAGCCAAACCCUAUGAAGGGAACAUUUUGGAAGCUGACUGCCACAUCCUGAUCCCUGCUGCAGGAGAGAAGCAGCUCACACGUAAUAAUGCCCCCAGGAUCAAGGCUAAGAUCAUUGCUGAAGGUGCCAAUGGUCCCACCACCCCAGAUGCUGACAAGAUCUUCCUGGAGAACAAUGUCAUGGUUAUUCCUGACAUGUACCUGAAUGCUGGUGGUGUGACAGUGUCUUAUUUCGAGUGGCUGAAGAAUCUCAACCAUGUCAGCUAUGGAAGACUGACCUUCAAAUAUGAGAGAGACUCAAACUACCACCUGCUCAUGUCUGUGCAGGAGAGUUUAGAGAGAAAGUUUGGCAAGCAGGGGGGACCCAUCCCCGUCGUACCCACUGCUGACUUCCAGGCCAGAGUUGCUGGUGCCUCUGAGAAGGAUAUUGUUCACUCUGGGUUGGCCUACACCAUGGAGAGAUCUGCUCGGCAAAUCAUGCGCACAGCAAGCAAGUACAACCUGGGUCUGGACCUGCGGACAGCUGCCUAUGUCAAUGCCAUCGAGAAAGUCUUCAAAGUCUACAACGAGGCGGGGCUCACCUUCACAUAAAUGACCAAUCACGACCCACACUUCCUACCCCCACCCCUUGUCCCCUUGCUAUUGAUUGCCCUUUCCUGCCUUCUUCCACCUACAGCCUUCAGAACAUAUCACUGUUUACCGCUGCUCUUCAGCUCUUUCACACACGCAUAUACAGCGUCACAUUGGCUAGCCUAGUGUUUAUCCCGUGAUCUUUGUGCUGCCAUUAUACUCAAUCUGCAUCUCUAUUUAAAUAUUGCCCUGUUCUUGCUUUUGCCUGAGGUUACUUUGAGGAAAAAGCAGAUGGAGAGCUACGUCCUGAGAGAGAAAGAAAUACCCUGUCCUCCCUCAGCCCUUGUAUAAAUGUUAUAUGAUGUUGUAUGGCAGCCAUGUUCAAAACACCCUUCUUGUGAUCGCUGAAUGCAUGUGUGACCCUCCUGUUGCAAUUGUUUCAGUUGUAAGCACUACAGAUGCCUUAUUUCAGAGAGAGGUCUCCUGUUAACAGGGAGCAGUUUAACUUUAAUCGAAAGGGAUUUAGAUUUAACUUCAUGUGAAUAAGAGAAUAGUAAUGUUAUUACUCUUGAGUUUGUCUUCUCACCCGUAAAGGUGUAAAGGUUAGUAGUGAUGUUGCCAAGAUUCCCAACAAGGAUUUUUUUUUGUGUCAUAGUUAAUGUUUUUACCUCUCAAGAUUCGAUAGAUGCUCUCCCACUCCUCGUCCCUUCCUUUUUUCCUCCUUUCCCCUUGCUUUUCCUCAUCUUAAAAGCAGAUUCUCCCCGAUUCCUCCGCUGGCCAAGAAAGGGGAGCAGGGAGGGGACGAGGUGUCACUGUGACCGUCUUGUUCCCUGGUCGAACUUUCCUCAGUUUUAACCGUCCAGUUCCUCAACAUAGAAAUCAUUUUGGAGGAAAUUACUUUUUAUUUUUAUUUUAUUCAUUUUGUGGAAACCAAUAAAAUGUUCAGAAAAAGGUAAAA
Messenger RNA from Lates calcarifer (barramundi perch), 2742 nucleotides. RefSeq names its product glutamate dehydrogenase 1b (gene glud1b). Gene Ontology annotation, cellular component: mitochondrion. Bases 177 to 1805 code for a protein of 542 amino acids. NCBI's taxonomy places the organism in Eukaryota, Metazoa, Chordata, Actinopteri, Centropomidae. The transcript is spliced from 13 exons. Gene Ontology annotation, biological process: L-glutamate catabolic process. Gene Ontology annotation, molecular function: L-glutamate dehydrogenase (NAD+) activity. The record is from RefSeq and is a predicted model, not a curated record.